AUUCCGUUUACUCUCGCUCUACUCUCUCUCUACAGUCUCUACUUUCUUUCUCUCUCUAGACUUUCUCUCUCUUCUCUGUUCCGUUUGUUUAUGUCAAAAAAACGAUAUACAGCUGCACCAUCAUCACUGACUCACCAUGUCCCGCUUCUCUCUCAUCUUCUUCCUCUCACUACUACUGCACUACUCUUCCCUCUCUCUCUCCAUUCCUUUCAACUACAGUUUGCACAUUGACUGCGGCGGCCACGUCAACUCCACCGACGCCUUCCACACCACCUGGCUCUCCGACCGCUUCCACUCCGGCGGCGCCACCUCCGUCGUCUCCGAGCCCCUCCACUUCCACCACCAGCAGGAGAAGACUCUCCGCUACUUCCCCAUCUCCUCCGGCAAGAAGAACUGCUACUCCAUCCCCACCCCCGCCGCCGGCGGCGGCGGACGCUACUCCCUCCGCACGUUCACCGUCUACGACAACUUCGACGGCAAAUCCCACUCCCCAUCCUUCGACGUCUCCGUCGAGGGCACUCUGGUCUUUUCCUGGCAAUCCCCAUGGCCCGAAUCCGUUUCCCGCUCCGGCGCCUACUCGGAUCUCUUCUUCUAUUCAAACGAUUCCGUCGUGAACCUCUGCUUCUACAGCAUCGCCACCGAUUCUCCGGUUAUCGGAUCUCUGGAAUUAACCCAAAUCGACCCCAAUUCCUACCCCUACAACUACCCCAAAAACUCCACCAACUACAUCCUGGUUAACUACGGUAGAUUCUCCUCCGGUUCCGAUCAAUGGGGCCCCGGAUUCACCAACGACACCGAUUUCUUCGGCCGCUCAUGGCAAUCCGACGCCGAAUUCCGGCUUCCAUCAGUCUCCAUCACAAACGGAGCAACAAUCAAAGCAAUCUCCGCUAUUAAGAACAUCUUAAACGCCGAAAAAAGCCCUAAUUACUUCCCGGAAAAGCUUUACCAGACUGCAAUCACCGCUUCUGGAAACGGAGGCAGGGUUCUGGAGUACGAAUUGCCCGUCGAUGCGAAGAUGGAUUACUUGCUCGUGUUCCAUUUCGCGGAGAUUGACGUGAGCGUGACGAAAGCAGGGCAGAGGGUGUUCGAUGUGAUUGUGAACGGGGAUAAUGCGAGCAGGAUCGACGUGUAUAAGGAGGUCGGGGGAUUUUACGCGUACGAUUGGAGCUACGUUGUCAAGAAUUUGAGCAGCACUACUCUGAGUGUAAGGCUGGAAUCGGUGGUCGGCGCACCCGUCAUUUGUGGGCUUGAGAAUUACGCAAUUGUCCCCGUUGAUCUCAAGACUGUACCUGAGCAGGCUAUUGCUAUGAGAGCGCUCAAGGCAUCACUUCAUGUACCCGAUAGAAUGGGUUGGAACGGAGACCCUUGUGCACCUACUGCAUGGGAUGCAUGGGAGGGUGUUACGUGUCAUCCCACAAAAGACGAAUCUAACCUUGUCGUCUCCCAAAUAGAUCUCGGGAGCCAAGGAUUGAAAGGUUAUGUUAGCGAUCAAAUUGGUUUCUUGACGAACUUGGUAAGCCUGAACUUGAGUUCCAAUUCUUUAGGCGGUAAUAUACCCUCGGGAUUGGGUCGAAAUUCGCUCGUGAAACUGGACUUGUCGAAUAACAAAUUUACGGGAUUCUUACCAGAUAGUCUAACUUCGUCUAGUUUACAGCUUGUGUUAUUGAAUGGGAAUUUAUUGGAAGGGCAAGUUCCCGACGAGCUUUAUUCAAUCGGGGUUCAUGGUGGAGCCAUAGACCUUUCGGGUAAUAAAGGAUUAUGCGGUGUACCUUCUUUGCCCGAUUGCCCACUAUUUUGGGAUAAAAACGGGUUAUCCACCGGGGGCAAAAUUGGAAUAGGCCUAUCAUGUCUUGUAAUUAUUUGCGCACUUGUGUUCGGAAUAUACUAUAUCUGCGUCAAGAGGCGGCACAAUGAGUACGACUUCGGUCUACCUCAUGAAUUAAUGUCUCUUGCUUCGAAGAGAAACAGGUACCAUCGACAGAAAUCGUUGAUGACGCUCGAAAUGGAAAGUCAACACGCCAAAGGGUUUAUAACGACCAACGAUUAGCGUCUUCUAAAAGCGGAGAUCCGAAAUUUUGACAGCGCUAUAAAGCACCAUUGCUUCAACAAAAUGAAGCUGGGAUUUUUAUUUUUAUUUUUUUAAUUUUUUAUUUCUAGAUCAAAUUGUGUAAUUAAUUAAAAAUUAAAUAUGGAAGUCCUGAAAUAAUGUACAGUGUGACACUAGUGUUGUGGACAGUGGAUGGAAUCAUGUGGUAAUUACUAAUUACUAAUUAGCCUAGAUUGGGCCUGGCCUUGGCCCGGCCCAUCUUUUGGGCCCAUCACUCAUUUUAAUAUUGCAGGCCCAUUUGUUUUCA
Messenger RNA from Erythranthe guttata (spotted monkey flower), 2354 nucleotides. RefSeq names its product receptor-like protein 4. NCBI's taxonomy places the organism in Eukaryota, Viridiplantae, Streptophyta, Magnoliopsida, Lamiales, Phrymaceae. Gene Ontology annotation, molecular function: protein binding. The record is from RefSeq and is a predicted model, not a curated record.